UGGUGAAAUCAAGGCUAUGGCAUAAAAUGAUAAAAUUUUCUUUGUCUAAGAAUAUGAGAGCGCAAAAAGAUCCUGAAUUCGGUGAUUUCUUACUUAGAGUUGGAAAUGGAGAGGAAACCUCUGAUAUUGAGGGUAACAUUAUAAUUCCUGAAGAGAUGGUGGUGAAGUAUGACAAUGAAGAGGACUCCAUGGCACGUCUUAUUGAUUCAAUUUUCCCGAGCUUGAGUAGUAAUGCUGAAUCAUCUACUUACAUGACAACUCGAGCGAUAUUAGCAUCUAAAAAUGAGGAGGUUGAUAAAUUAAAUGAUAAGUUAAUUUCUAUGUUUCCGGGAGAAGCAAGAACAUUUCAAAGUUUCGAUGAAGAUAUCGAUGAUACAAAUAAUAACUAUGAAGAAGAUUUUCUCAAUUCUUUGACUCCAAAUGGCUUGCCUCCGCAUAAGUUGGUCUUGAAGAGAAAUUGUCCAAUAAUCCUCCUAAGGAAUUUGGACCCAUCAAAUGGACUGUGCAAUGGUACAAGAAUGGUGUGUAGGAAUUUCAAAUCCAAUGUCAUUGAUGCGGAAAUAGUCUUUGGCCAACACGUCGGCAAACAUGUUUUCAUUCCUAGAAUACCACUUCGCUAUGACAAUCAACAAAGCACAGGGCCAAACAAUUCCUAAUAUAGGAGUCUAUUUGCCUCAACCAGUGUUCUCUCAUGGCCAACUUUAUGUAGCUCUAUCAAGAGGAACUUCAUCAUCGACAACAAAAGUUCUAAUCAAGCCGGAUACCAACAAUGUUCGAGAAAAAAGGGCGACAAAAAAUGUUGUUUACAAAGAAGUUCUAAAUGCAGGUAAAAUAAUUUUACCAUACAUAUAUAAUGUGUGUGUAUAUUUAUAAUGUAUGAAUAUUAUGAGAUAGUAACUAAUGGUAUUAUGUUUAUUAGGAGGCUUAUCAAGGAGGCUACAAAAUGAAGAAAAUGAGGUUAUUUAAAAUCUUCCAUCUUUUUUCUUGCAAUAGCCUCUACAAUGUCUAAUUCCCCAUGAAGAUACUUUAUCUUGUUUAAACUGUAUAUUUAAUAACUAUUAAUCCAAUUUAUCAUUCCUUAUUCUUUUUUUUUUCUGUUUGUCUGUAGAUCUCGAAUACCAAUUCGAUGAACCUUCUACGUGACUCAAAAUGGGUGGAUGAAUAGUGCGUCUUUCAAAAGGAUAAUAUAUAAAAGUAAUCUUUUCAUUUUUUUUUUACAAUUACAUCACUUCUAAUUCUAAUUGCAUUAUUUAUAUUGAUUCUCCGAUAGCUCCCUCAGAUCAUAAUAUGGAAUUGGUUCACCGACAGAGAGAACAGGAUCGUGAUUUUUUAUAAUCUAUUAGUACAAUAUUAGAAUUAACUAAAUGAUCGUAUUCGAAAAAACUUUAUUUAUGACACACUUUUCAAAUUUAAAAUAAAAAUUAUAUUUUAGUAUGUUAUUUUCAAUUUGUAUUAGUACAAAGUUCGUAUUUUAGUUUAUCAGUAUUAAUGCCUCGAUGUGUUCAUUUAUUGGAAUAUAAAAUUUAAAUACAACUUUUGACUUCAAUCUGUUGGUUAUUCGACAUGGAGUGCUGAAAUUAAAGAUUAUGUUCACCCGAUUAUUUAUUUUCAACGACAUUAUUUUGCAUGACAUGAUCCCCACUCAUUGAUCUAUAUAGUGGUUUCCUGAAGGAAUUUCAGACUACAUACUUAUUUAUAUUAUACAUUUCAAAGUCUGACACGCACAUUGGAUUGGGAUAAAUUUAUUUUGGAUUCGAGUUUAGCCAUUUGGACUUCAAACGACCGUUCUCCGAAUAGGGAAAUGUUCAACGUGUUCACGUGAAAUCUGGUAAUAGGUGAUUUCAUUUUUCAAUCCGGUUUUUGUAUAUAUCACUUGAAUUGUAGUUGUCGGAUUAUGUGUACUUUUAUUUUCUUAAAAUUGAGGAUGGUUCUUUAGUUUCUUCUAUGUUACACUUGAUUAAUCUUAAAUAUCCAUAGCUAUUAACAAACAACAAUAUUAUACAAUUUAUCCCAAAUUUGUAAUUACAAGGAGUGAUAUUUUCUUUUUAACUUGUGGAGGGAUACUCAACAACUUUACAUAAAAUCCCCUUCUAUAUCUUGUUUGUGUACAAAAUUUGCAUCUAUCUCACACCAAUCAACAAAUCUAUACAAACACAAUAAUACAAUACAUAACCAGAAAUGUCCCCAAAUUCUUCCACCAUUCUGCCACAACAUUGUGCUUUUUCAUUGUUCAUCAAUUUCAAUGGUGGUAUUGGUGAAGUUUCAAUAAAGGGUGACAUUGAAUAAAUAAAAUUUUAUUGUUUAUUAUUCUUGAUUGAUUUAAUGUUAACAGUCAUGUAUUUUGUAAUAUUCUUCAUUUAUUUAGUGUUAACAGUCAUGUUUUAAUUUUUGAAUAAAAAAUAAUUUAAUUCCGUAAUAUUCAUUUGAAGAAAAUAGGUUAAAUACGUUUUGCACCCUUGAUUUAUAGGCUAUGUAACGCUUAACCCUCUUUUUUUACUUUUUUUUUUGGCCAAACUCUUUUUAAUCCAUUAAAUACUAAUGACAGUAUAAAGUAAAAACAUUGUGGGCGUAACACAAGGAAAAUAGUACCCGUAAGAGAUCAAGAAUAAAAACGGACAAAAAUAACCCUAUUACAAUCUAUUACACAAAAACCCCAAAAGUGGGUAAGAAAAAAAAUAACUAAAAGAAUAUGCCUAUGCUGAUUAUUGUAACUCAAAUAUAAAAAAGGCCCCAUAUGGGGCUGGAAAUGCCAAUAUCUAAAAUAUCUCACCACCAACUUAAAUUAUUCAACUUUUGCCCUCUUCUCCUACGUUGAGAUUGAUCCAUAUUCAUCUUCAGCUUCUGCGACUGCAUUUCAAACAUUAUGGUCGAAAGUCCUAAUCCCAAGAACAUCACAUCGAUAUGCAAUCCAUACUGACCUAGGAAGGUCGUUUGCCAAAAAGAAUUCUUAAAGGUGUUAGUGAUUAUGUGCAGGGGCGGACCCAAGGUAUACCUUGGGGGGGCCUCCGCCCCUACAGAAUUUUGUUUUUACCUGUUUUUUAUUAAAUUUUUAAUAUUUUAUGUUA
Messenger RNA from Erythranthe guttata (spotted monkey flower), 3065 nucleotides. Lineage: Eukaryota; Viridiplantae; Streptophyta; Magnoliopsida; Lamiales; Phrymaceae. The record is from RefSeq and is a predicted model, not a curated record.